UUUCCAGUUUCGUUGCUAUUUUAGAAUAAAUCCAAUUUCAUGCAAAUCGCGACUAAAGUAGGCGCAGAGUUCAUUUUCAUUUGAUCGGCUAGAUUUUUCAAUAACAGCGAAAAUCUCGUUCUACUCUGUAACAAUUCAGUCAGACUAGUCAUUAUAGAGAAAAGUUUUGUUUCGAAUUCACGUCGAAGACUUUCACCGGAUACAUCGAUAAUUAGAUUAAACGUUUCAGAGGUUGCGGAUCGUCCGCAUAUCAGUGAAAUAAAUCUUACAAUGUCCCCGUGUGUAUGGUCAGUUACUGAUAUAACUCUGUGAAGUAUUAUUUAGUACUGUGUGGUUCGUUUAAGUGACAAAGCAAAAUCGUCGGCUCCCACUCGCCACUAUUAUCCCAUCCGCGAUUACGUUGCGCCGGGAACUGGGCACUCACGUUAGUCGCCGCGGGGACUCCAAAGCGGUAAAUACGGAGUCGCAAAUCCUGCACCGCAUCAUUUAUCGCCAAGACUUCGAUUUGAAAAUGGUGCAGCAGGAUUUGACUUAGGCGUGAGGGACGGCGGCGACCUGACGGUGAUGGGCUCAGUGGUGUGAGCGGACAGACAGUGCUGUGCAGUGUAGUGUAGUGUCGGUCAGUGCAGUGUCGGAGCAGGGAUGCCCUCCGUGAUGUUGUCCGCAGUGCUAGAAGAGGAGCCCGACUUGUACGAGGCUUUCCCUCCGCAUGUCGACCCCUCGGGGAUCACCAUCCUCACUGAUAGCCCCCCAGGCAAGAAAGCGCCGCUGAAGACCUUCGCGGAGCUCGAGCCGCUGCUGCAGCAGGGCCGCAAGCGCGACCUAAAGCUGCUCAUUCGCGAGCACUCGUGGCCCAUCAACAGCCCCAUCCGCGCGUCGCUCUGGCCGGCGCUCUGCCGACAGCACCAACAUGGCAAGUCCAUGCUGGACGGAUUCUACUGGGACAUGGUUACGCAGGUAUUCGGCACGGUGGAGCUGCCGGAUAAACCAAUCAUGCUCCCGCCGUUUGUGGAGGCGACCCACUGCCUCGGGUACCACCUGACCCGCAAGGGCCGGGCGGUGGCCGACCGCGUUGUCUCCGUACUCGGCUAUGCCUGUCCCGACAUCACCUACAGCCCCAGCCUCUACCCCAUCACCGCUGCUCUACUACACUUUAUGCCUGAGGAAGAAUGCUACCACUGCAUGGCGAGUCUCGUCGCGUCCAAGGAAAAGAUGUUCAUCACACAGACAAAACUCCUGAACGAAGUCACGUGGAAGACAGUCAUGCAGAUCGCGAAGAAACAUGCCAAGUCGGCCGCGCAGCACCUGUCGCGGCUGUCGGGCGCGAUCGGCCCCGAGCGCAUCUACGCGGACUGGCAGUGGUGGAUCCUGGCGGCGCUGCCCUUCCCGCACCUCGUGCGCGUGCUCGACUGUUUCUUCCAUGAAGGAAUUAAGGUGUUCUACAGGGUAGCUCUAGCGAUCCUUAUCCUGUUCAACAAGCACUCCACCAACCAGAACUCAGAGUGGUACGCCGAGGCCACGAAGAACGGAGUCGAUCACGCCGUCGACAAAUUCUGCAGGAACAUGCCUGCCUCUCCCACCAAGCUUCUAAGGACCGCUUUUAGUAUAAGGGCACUAAGUUCACAGUACAUAUCCCGGGUGUUCAUAAAGACAGAGAUGACGCUGAAGUCAAAGCAGGUGAUCACUGGGUCGCGGCUGAUGAGGUCGCGGUCCUCGGACAACCUGCCCACCAGCCAGUCGCAGGUCAACAUACAGAUGAUGUCGCACACACUCACCAUACGCGAGAGAAUGUCUGAGGAAACGUGCAAACAGAUGGGCUCACAUUCGCCCGGCCCGCGCGCCCUUUCGAUGGGUGUUUAUCCAAUCCAAGCGAUCAAGUCGCAGAUUCUUGACCAGAGUGAACUGUUCACGCUAUGGUCGUGGCUCCCGGUGCGCAUCACCAUGUACCAGCCGGUGCUGCUGUACACCACGGAGGAGCACGGCUGCUCCCUCACCACCUUCUACGUGAGGGUGGAGCAUCAUGAGCCCACGCUGCUUAUGAUCAAGACUUGCAAUAACGAGGUGUUCGGCGCAUACUGUUCGACGCGGUGGUUCGAGCGCAACCAGAAGGACGAGCGCGGCAACCGGCAGGCCUACUUCGGCACCGGGGAGACAUUCCUCUUCAGCCUUUACCCGGAGCGCGCCAAGUACCCGUGGGUGGGCUGCUCUCUGGCGGCGGAGGGCAAGGGCGAGGAGAGGGUCUCGCAUGGCUCCGAACUCUUCAUGGCCGCCGACUCCAAGAUGAUCACUAUCGGAGGAGGCGACGGACAGGCGAUAUGGAUGGACGAGAAUAUUCGGUUCGGCAAGACGGACCGGUGCUCCACUUUCAACAACCCUCCCCUCUGUCCCAGUGGCGACUUCGAAAUACGCGUGCUCGAGGUUUACGGCUUCUCCGGCGCCUAGUCUAUCGAUAUCGAUACUCGAUACGCGGCCUCGGACUCUACGGAGUGAAAUCUCUACGGGUCGAUAGUUCGCCUUCCGCCAGUGAAUUCGCUCGAAUAUUCGCACAUCGAACAAAUUAGUCCUUAUCUAGUGCAACGAUUCUAAUAUAAAAAAAAGUAUUAUAUAAUUAUACGUGCGAUUGGGCGGAUUCACUGACCACGAUACGCUCAGCAAAACUUCAGUUAGCUUUUGGAACAGUGCACGCUACAUUCGACCGCGCGACGUCGAGUCGUGAGCCGCACCAGCGUGCACGGUUUCGACACAAAGUGUUGCUGCUGUACGAGUGUUGGCCAUACGUUGUGCGACUGCGAUUACAUCCGCAGAAAUCAAAAGCAUCUUUGUAGUUUAUUACAAAGCGUUUAUAAAAUUUAUAUCUCCUAGAUAUAUGUGCGUGGAUUUUAAUAGUAUUUCGGUGUUAUAAAUAUCGCGAGAGGACGUGCGAUUGUCGUUACUUGCCGUCUCAACAGACUGUGUAGAUUGUAUUCCUAUAUUUAUUCUACGUGUGACCCCCGUAGUUAAACGUUAACAGUUAACACGCCUGUCCGUUCAAGACAACGAACCGGGGAAAUUAGGUUGUUUCUAUUAAUAUUUAAUCUAUAUUAUAGUUGUCUGUGUGUUAAGUACAAAUGGAUGUGUCGUAUAGUAUCUACUCUCGGAUGAAUUAUGUAAAGCAAUAUUUGCGGGGCUGGGACAGUGCAGCUUGCUCGUGUCGAGAACAUUCCAGUGAAGGGUCAAAAGCUCGGCUACGUUGAGGGGGUGAGGGGUAGUGGACGCAAGGUUCAAAAUUAAUGGCAACGACAGUAUUCCGUAUCGUAUAGUGGACUGUAUCGCUUUAGGCUUAUAUUUAAAUGUUACUCAAACAGUCGUCACUUGUCUAUUGCUCACAAAAUGUACCAAAGAUGUUUAUUGUAGUCUAUCUGUGGGCGAAUGUUCGGUGACACUCGAGUCUACAUUCACUUUGGCUGCCGGAUGGAAUUGUCUGUGCAACUAUUUAUAAUAAUUUGUGCCGCUUUUGGAACCAACUCCGUCGGGUGGCAAAACUGUAUGUGUAUUUAACGGCCUGUGAAAGCUUUGCGUUAAUUUUUGAGCAGAUUUGGUAAUUUUUGGAUCGGUCAAAAGCAUAUCUCCACAUAUCGUAUUAAAUAGUUCAGAUGAUACGUCUCAAUAAAUCCAUAACUGCGAGCAAAUUAACUGAUUUGUUCUACAAUCAAAGUAGAGUCUACCAAACAUUUGCCUGCAGGUUCUAAAGGAAGUUAUAGAGUAAAAAAUAUAUUAUGAAAUUUUAUAUUCACAAAAAAUAUCAAUUCGUUACAACUCUUAAUAAUAAUAAAAUAUAAAUAUAAAAGAAAUCAAUAUUUAACUGUGUAGAUUUGAAAUUAUUAUGAUAUAAAAACCCAGUGGGAUAAUAUCCAGUGACGUGUCUUUAUAGAGGAAUUGUCACUGCCUACUCAAUAAAUAAUUUAAAUGAGUUUAAGAUAGUCCUGGUCGGUCGCUUUAUUGAUUUGAGGACGUGUCCCAAUUUGGCAGUUGUCAAAUUUGACAUUGUGCAAUAAUUUCAAAUUUGCUGUAAUAAUGAGGUUUCAUUAAACGAAAGUCACCAUCACCCACGCCACUAGUGACCCCAUCAAAGCAGACACUGCCAGCACAUUUGUCGUAUAGUAUUACCUUACAAAUUAUUAAUCAUUGUUCGAGGGCAAUUGAAUAGAGUAAACCUGACGUGCUUGUGUGCCAAAAAUAGACCAUUUGAAACCAAUUCAAUGGCUGGCACUGUCUAUAGAUGUUUGCUAUAUGUAUGUCACCGUAAAAUUGUAAAUACCGUUAUUUUAUACCUAAUCUAUCUCGCGAGAUUGUAAACUGUCGAUAGAUUGUGAACCGUAACAUACUGCUUACAAUUUAACGUGUUAUUAAGUUAUUUUUCGGUAGAAUGUAAGGAUUUUUUUUGUUUGUACGUUCAAAUAAUAAAAUAGAUUAACCUUCUGAGCCACUCAGGUUCCGGUUCCUAGGAGUAGUAUAUGGAGUUCACAAUCUAUUGACAGUCUACAAUCUCGUUAGAUAGAUUAUAAACCAACGGUAUUUACAAAUUAACGGUGACAUAUUUAUAUCAUUAGGUCUCACCGCCAAAGUCGAUAGUUCAAAAGCACUCAUUACUUAUUAGUCAAUAACACAACAAUGCAUACCUACAUAUUACUGUGUACCAGUUAAAUUAACUGUAGUGUUACAACAAGACAAAAUAAAACAUUAGCGGUGAGCUUUGAGGCGGGGGGUUUUCAGUUUGAAAAACAAAUAGUUUUCUCAUAGCGACUGUUAUUUCGAGGUUAAUCAUGGCCACAUUUGACCCGCCUCUGACUAGAUUUUAUGUAAAAAAAUUUAAUUCAUGGCAUAUCUAUAGAUAUAAUCUUCGGUACAAAAUAAAACAAAAAUUAUAUUGCAUAAUAAGGAUUGGUUUACAGAAACCAAUGAAAUUGAUCUUUCUAGAGAGCGAUACAUUUGUAAGCAUGCGACAGAGAUGUAUACAAUGAGAUUCUGAGCACGGCUAUAUAUUGCAGCUAUCCUACCCUAAAUUUGUGUAUGUUAUGUGAUACUAACGGUUUUAUGAAGCAUAAGAGUAUAUAUUUUUAGCGUUGUAGUAAAGGUAACUGGAAUACAUACCCUUGUCAAAAAGUCACCCUCUGUUUUGAAACUAAAAUUCUCUUUAUUUUGCAAGUAGUCAUUACAAUUAUUGUCACUUACGUUCGGUUCAUGUAAGAUUUUGUUUUAGCUACAUCUUGUAAAUAUUUAUUUUUAAAGGUCUCUACACAUUCUGAUUGUUUUUUUUUUUAUUGAGACUUACGUAAGGAGCGUUAAAAUCUUAAAAUAAGAUGUUUAUUUUCGUCUACUUUAUGUGUAUUAUAAUUUAUGAUAGAUUUAUUAUUAUUGUUUAUGUGUAGAGGCCAUUGGUAGCUGAAAACAAACAGUAUAUCAGUUUAACUUUGUUUUUCAAAGUACCUGAUUUUGACAGAAAAUUGAGUUGUAGGCAUAGAGAACAAACCAACAAAAUUUUAUAUUGCCAUUGAAAUACACAGACAAUCAGAUCACUGAAAUCAAAGUUAAUCAGAUGUAUAAGUAUUCGACACGGUACUACAUGCGACAUAUAAUUAUGUUAUGAAGACCUAAGACUUGUUUUUAAAUUCAGAUUAUUUAUAUAAUUUAUUAAGUAGGUAUACUAUGCUUUAGACGGGGGUUACGCUUUCAAGAACUGAUGUAAAGUCCAUACAUUUUCAUCUGUCAAGAUGAUAUGUGACGUCAUAGGUAGAUUGAGAUCAUAGACAUUGUGAAAUGAGCCUAAUAUACUUCGUUUUAAAGUCGUACAUUCUGUAUCAUUGAUUUACAUUGUAUUCUUGUUAUGCUUACUUGAGUUAUAAGACAAAAGGAUCUAAAACGAGGAGAGAAAGCUAAAUAAUUAUAAUCUUAUGGCUAUUAGCACUCUUUGUAUCUAUCGAUAAGAUGUUGCAAGUAAAAAUUCCUGAAUGCGUAAUCUCCGUCUAAAAUAAUUAUGAUGUAUAUUAUUGAUUUGCCUGUGGGACAGUGUUCCAAAUUGGUCACAUGUUAUGUUUUAGGUAAACUAUAAUAUUAUUUGUUCGCUCAUUUAUUUGAGUAGCGCUGCCAACACACGGAUCUUUUUGGCAAAUUAAUUAAUUUUGAUAUAUUAGUUAGAAUGUACUCACUCAAACAUACAAAAAAAUAUAAGAUAGCGCGAUAGACGAUUUGCGAGUAGUGAAAAAAUUUGCGAUUACUAAACAGUUUCCGAAUCAUAUUUUUUUUAAAUUUAAAUUCGGAAUUUUUUUUUAUUUUUCUUGUAUAUCGAGUACUGCCAUAAUAUCGUCAACAUAUUAGCAAUAUUUGUACGUAAAAGGUGCCUGUGUUGCCAGCCACAGCUUGCGUGUAGACCGAAGGGAGCGCUAGCGUUGUUGCUGUGACCGCAUUCUCUGUGAUAUUCAAAUCAUCACUGCAAUUUGUGACAUACGUCUGUCUCAAAACUGUCAUAUAGUACGAGAUCCGGCAUGAGAAAUAUAUACCCUCACCAAGAAAUAAAUGAUGGAAAAUAUUCACAUUGACACAUUGCACAUAGGUUGUCCAGUUAAAUUGCGGCCGAAUAGUAUUAAAUGCUUGAUUUUUUUUAAUUUCUUUUAAUUGGUUAAUUGGGGUUGCCAGAUAUAAACAAUCAAUGUUAUAUAAAUACCCUCAUCUGUUAUUUAAUCGUAUAAUAUGCCAAAUGAAAGCUUAUUUUAGGCUUAAUUUAACUGUAUUGUAUUAGAUCUAGUUCAUGGUUUCCUAGAUUUUGUAUGAAAAAUGCGUUUGCCUGCAAUUUAACUAGGCAACUUAUGUGCAAUGUGCCAAUGUGUACAUUAUCUAUCUUUUAUUUCAUAGCACUAAUAAAUUAAAUAACAGAUGAGGGUACCUAUAUAUUUCUGAUGCCAGAUCAUAGACAUAUAGAGCAUGUGGAAGUCAGUUAUAAACUUGAAUGUCAGAGAGAAUCGGAAAGCUGUUAGCAGUUUAAUCGUUGAUCAGUGUAAAGUCUAGUCUUUAUUCUGUUUUUUAUUCUUUAUCGGAUAUAAUAUAAUAUCUAAAUAUUUACGAAUUGAUAUUUAAAUGUGCGACUUUCGCUCCGCCUCGGAGCCUCCGCGCUCGUGGUUAGAUAGUGUUUAAGUACAUUUAAUGUAAAAAUAUAUAUAUGUAUAUGUAGUAAGGUGUUGCGCAGGACACUAUAUAUUACAAAAUCGUUCGUCGACUAGAAAUGUUGAAAAUGUUAAAAAAAAUACAUUUUGGUGUUCCCAACAGAGUCUAGGAAUAUGUCUAUCGCACAAUAUGUGACAUUUUUAGGCCUACAAAUGUGUGUCUUGAGCAUGUUCCUUGGUGUUGUAAUCUCACACAAAAUACUCUUGACAUUCAAAUCUUAAGAUACCUCUCCAGGUCUAAGAUGCAUCAACGACAUCAGUCCCUGUACCCAAGUGGCACGUCGAUUCUCUCUCUAGAAGCUUUUGCGAUCGUAGACAGAAAAACGAUGUGCCAGAUGGCUACAGGGGCUGAAGAGAAAAAUACAUUGUUCACCAGUAGACACCCCAAUUAAAUAUGUCGCUAUCUCUUUCAUUUUGAUGGGAGGAAAUAGAAAGCAAUAUUUUUGAUACACUGCUAUUGGUCUGCAGUAUUUUUUUUGUCUUCUUGAGUUCACUCGUCGCCUGUAUCUUAAGCAAACUGUUAACAAUAGGAGCUGUUAGUAAUACCUUUGCCUUUUCCUAGAAUAAAGAAAACAAAAGUAGGAACUGUAAAUUUGGACAUAAAGGUACCAAGCAAGUGCUCAAGACUGCACAAGCAAGAAACUCAAUAUUGAAACAUUGGGCGAGUCUCCCCAUAGACAAAGGUAAAGACAAGAAGUGAUUUGUCUAUGACCUCCAAUGCGCAGCACCUUCUCUGUUCUCCCUUUCAGUAUUUGUGGUGUAAGUUUUUUUUUUAUGUGAGGAUUAUAUGCGACGCGUGCGUGGGUUGUGUGGUGCAUAUGCAGCAUAUGCGCGCUUGAGUGCAUGCGGGAUGCUUGUUUUGUUAAUGUACUGUUACAUUCGAAUAGUUUUCGUCCGCCGCCCGGGCGACGGUGUAAAACUCGUUUAAAUAAUGUAAUGUAAAUGUUGCUUUAUUAUGUCUACAAAAAAUAUAUAAUCCCAUAUACA
Molecule: messenger RNA, 8183 nt
Organism: Bicyclus anynana (squinting bush brown)
Lineage: Eukaryota; Metazoa; Arthropoda; Insecta; Lepidoptera; Nymphalidae
Gene: sky
Product: GTPase-activating protein skywalker
Exons: 14
Coding region: 643-2442 (599 amino acids)
Source: RefSeq, a predicted model, not a curated record